This is a messenger RNA of Doryrhamphus excisus (bluestripe pipefish), 9264 nucleotides long. Its product is annotated as replication protein A 70 kDa DNA-binding subunit-like. The record is from RefSeq and is a predicted model, not a curated record. Lineage: Eukaryota; Metazoa; Chordata; Actinopteri; Syngnathiformes; Syngnathidae. Gene Ontology annotation, cellular component: nucleus. Gene Ontology annotation, biological process: DNA repair; DNA recombination; DNA replication. Gene Ontology annotation, molecular function: DNA binding.
UUGGCGAUGCGACUGCUACCAGUUACUGUUAGCUUGUAUUUAUACAACAAAGAUUAUGAAUUGCCUGUUUCAUAAGAUAGACAACGUUGUCAAAAGGAUAUAGGGCGCGCACACUUGAAAGAAAGCUGCCAAAAGGUUGUAAUAUAUCUAUACCAGACCAGCAGUUGAUGUCAAUUCGUUAAAAAAGCACUAUAGCUACUAGUCUGUCUAUUAAAUAUGCUUGUUCACUAUAUAUACGUCUUUAUAAAUUGACGUAGGUUAGUUAACGUGUUUUAUACAAUAAACGUACACAGAUGUGAACCCUGGUCCUCCAUUGUUUUGGUUGCCUUGUCGCUACGCCGAACACUAUCACGCAUGCGCAUGCCCCACGUUAGUUCCUGUUUACAAGAAGUUACAAUAAUUAAAAUUUAAAUAUACCGUUUUAAACUUCCACUUUGAGACAUGCUUGCUUAUAUUUGGCUACAAAUCGCUGUUUACGUGUUAUUUCAUUUAAACUAUUAAUGCAUUAUUUUCCUGACGCACGUUGGCUGAAUGGUAUGCGUUUUGGCCACACCGGGAGACAAGGAUUCGAUUCUGCUCUUGGCCCUGUUCAAAGAUUCUCAUGUUAAGGAUCCAGUAUUGCAGGUUUUGAACCUCCGUGAGUACCCAAGUGCCCAAGGACCCCCCAAGUACCGUCUGAACCUGAGUGAUGGUGUGCACAUGCUGUCUAGCUUCUUGAUGGUCAGCCAGUUAAACCACCUGGUGGAGUCUCAGAAGCUGACCCCAGGCUGCGUGUGUACGCUCAAGAAGAUCACAGAGACGUAUUUAUCCAACAAGCGAGUGCUGAUCUUGUUGGACUUGGAAGUGUUGCAGACUGCUGAGGAAACUGGAGGGAAGAUUGGGAAUCCCAGGCAGUUAAAUGAUAAAACCUCAGCGUCCGACAUGAGUAGCUCAGUUGCAGAAGCCUCCGUGUCUGACGAAACACCUGGACCAUCUGGAAACAGCAAGACAACUCAUGGACAAGUACUCAUGAGAAACUCACCUAUGAAGCAGUCCCCCGUGAAGGCAUCUGAGAUGGCGGCUUCCAUGCAGGAGUCCCCGAUGAAGUCUUCCAAGCUCUCCCAGAGUCCGACGAAUGUGAUGCCAAUUGAGAAACUCAACCCCUAUGUGAGCAAUUGGACCAUCAGAGCCAGAGUCACCAGCAAGUCCAACAUCCGCCAGUGGAGUAACUCCAGAGGGGAGGGGAAGGUCUUCUCCUUUGAGACUGUGGAUGAGAGUGGAGAAAUCAAGAUUACGGCCUUCAACAAGGAAGUGGACAAGUUUUUCUCUCUGGUGGAGCAAAACAAGGUCUUCUUGAUCUCCAAGGGCACUCUGAAGGUGGCCAACAAACAGUUCAACUCCCUGAACAACAAGUACGAGUUGACACUCAACUCCAACUCUCACAUCGUGCCCUGCCAGGACAGCCAGGGUGUGCCCACCAUGCACUACGAUUUUGUGGCCAUCUCACAGCUGGGGGACAUCGAAACAGACACCUUCGUUGAUGUGAUAGGCGUGUGCGACGAGGUGGGGGACGUGUCCGUCAUCAACACCAAGGCCGGCAAACAGGUCCAAAAGAGGGUGCUCAUGCUGACUGACUCCAGUGGAAAGAUGGUUGCGCUCACACUGUGGGGAGAUGAGGCUCAGAAUUUUGACACGUCCCCUCACCCCGUGGUGGCCAUCAAAGGAGCGCGCUUGACGGACUUUGGCGGCCGCUCGCUCUCAGCACUCUUUAGCUCCACACUCAUGGUCAACCCUGAUCUCCCGGAGGCCUUUAAAUUGAGAGCCUGGUACAACCAGAUGGGUCACUCCCUUCAAAGUCAGUCCUUGACAGUCCCCAAGUUCAUGGGUGAUGAUGUCAGGACCAACUGGAAGUCCCUCAGCGACAUCAAGACGGAACAACUGGGGCACACUGAGAAGGCGGACUACUUCAGCUGUGUGGCCACGGUUCUGUACAUGCGCAAAGAGAACUGUCUGUACCAGGCCUGUCCCACCACCUCCUGCAACAAGAAGGUCGUGGACCAGAACGGCCGGUACUACUGUGAGAAGUGUAACCAGGACUUCUCCAACUUUAAAUACAGAUUUAUUCUCAAUGUCAACUUAGCAGACUUUGGGGAAAACCAGUGGGUAACGUGCUUCCAGGAGACAGCUGAAGCCUUGGUUGGUCACAGCGCUGAAGCUCUGGGACAUAUGAAAGACACAGAUGAGGAUGCUUUCAAUCAAGUGUUCCAGAAAGUCAACCUCACAACACACGUCUUUAAGAACCGAAUCAAACUGGAGACGUACAAUGAUGAAAGUCGAGUGAAGGUGACUGUUCUGGAGGUCCAUCCGGUGGACCACAAGCAGUACAGCAGGAGGCUGCUUGCCAACAUCCGCACGCUGUCCCGGAGGACCUGAGCACAGCGCUCCAUCCAAACAUCCCGCAUCAGAACUACACUACGGUUUUAUUUUGGCUGGUCCAUAUUUCCCCCAGAACUGACAUCACCAUUUUAUUCUUGACAUCUUUAAACUUUUAGAUUUUAGAUUUAGCUUUUGAUGAUGAGGAAUGACUCACUUUCUCUGUGUCCAUUUGAAAAGAGAAGGAAUAUGUAUAUGCGUGGGAUAUGCACGUGUUUUAAUGUUAUUUAUAGAGGCUUUUCUAAGGGCUCAGUCGGCGGGGGGACUGGGGAUUUUGAGUGUUAAUAUAAACCAGGAGUGUUAAUAUAAACCAGGAGUGUUAAUAUAAACCAGAAAAAAAGGAUUAAAGCAGUCCUUCAGACACUUGUGUACUUUUGUUGCUAUUUUUGAGCUUGCUGUUGUAUUUCCACUAACCCCUUUGACAGGAACACGAAGUCGAUUAACAUGAUGGAACAAGGACGCCACGUGUGUUCCCAGCGAGGAGGAGGCACAGCUCUAAUUUAUGUUGACAGGACAACCAGCACCAGUACCACCUGCUUGCACUGAGCUUUGACAGCUGAUCUCUUCAUCCAGGUGACACAUCCACACUGACAUGCUUUGACCCUUGUUCAUGUUACAGUACAGGUUAACUGUACUGUACUCCAAUGGUGUGAAAGGAUGCUCCCUUCCUGCUCUUAUUUUUUGUCAUACUUAAAUGUUUUCGAAUCCAUUUUCUACCGCUUAUGUCGCCGGCGUGCUGGAGCCUAUCCCAGCUGUCUUCGGGUGAGAGGCGGGGUACACCCUGGACUGGUCGCCAGCCAAUCACAGGGCACAUAUAACAAACAACCAUUCACACUCACAUUCAUACCUAUGGACAAUUUGGCGUCACCAAUUAACCUAGCAUGUUUUUGGAAUGUGGGAGGAAACUGGAGUACCCGGAGAAAACCCACGCACGCAAGGGGUAAUGCCUGAUGGGGAAUCGAACUAGCUGUGUGGCCUACGUGCUAACCACUCUCUACCGUGCAUCCCUGUUUUGAAAUCAUCAAACUAAUUUAAAUAGGUUUUGGAAAAUCCAAACCUACAUGGCCCUGUGUGGCAUUUAUUUGAUGGUCUGAAACAUUUGAACGAGUAAGAAAUCAGGAAGGGGGCAAACACUUUUACACUGUUGUCUUUUACACUUUCUCUGAUUGGCUGAAAUGGUCUCCCAGUUAGCACCACCUGUUGCUUUGUCAUGCACGGCAGCAUGCUAAUAUAUGUUUUUAUGUGGUUCCAGUGGUGAGGGGAAACGUGUUUAAAAAACAUUGUGUGAUUGGGCACUGAUAAAUUAGCAGUCUGGACUUGAAUCACAUGCAUCAAAACCGUACCGUCGUGUCCUGCACAUCGUGAUGUCUGAGCUCGUUAUUGAUGUUUUUCAUUUUGAGGACAAAACCUCCACUGUGGCCUUCACUCCUCCUCGGCUAGAAGAACAUUUGGCCUCGGGUCGUGAGCGCAUGCUGGGAUUAUCUCUGCUCUGUGUGCAAACACCAAGGCCAGCGUUCUGUGUGUGUGCACGCACCGACAGCCUUGACGGAGGACUGCAAGAUCCUCUCCCAGUCGGAGCGGCGGUCCUGCGGGUGUCCAUGUUGAUGUUGCAUGCUGCUGUUGGCUCGCAACUUUCCCAGGUGGGCUCAGGGGUUCCAGCGAGGUGCACACUGGAGUAUUACAUCAGGCAUCACAGAAUGUUGAGCCUCGAUGCCACAUCAUCAGCAUGUAGUCAUGUAAGGCAGUGAAUGAACACGCUAACUACUCAUUAUCUUGAUGACGAUUAGAAGUGUUACAUGUUUGCACAGCGGUGCACACUGGAGGCUCGCAUUAGCAUGUAGAAUAUGUGCAUAUCUAUUCUUACUUUGGCAUUCAUGUAUUGGUCUGGAGGAUUAUUGGAACAGCAUGUCCACAUACUAACACAUCUAGUUCAGUGAAUGUACUAAUCUGCAUCUUAGCAUUCAUGUGUAGACAAACAACUAAAGCAACAAAAGACUUUUUAUGUGUGAUUUUCCACCUGCGUGAACCUGCUCUCACUCACACGGUCAAGUGCCUGUUGCCAUGACAACACGUCACACAGGACGGGUGGUGACUUUGGCCUCCCAACGCCACUGUAGAUGUUCCUUGUCCACUACAAAUGACACAUACUUGAGGUAUGUGGCGCUCAGGAUGAGCAACAUGCUUGCAGGCGCCCUGAUCCAACUCAGUGCACUCGCUGAGUGCACUCAAGACAGUAAGCAGGGCUUGUGCACUAAGCCGAGAAGAGACAUAACCAACUAACGUUUUGGUUAUGUGUUAGCUGGGAUAGAAACAUCCAUCCACUUUCUCAGCCGCUUAUCCUCAAUAGAGUCAAGGGGGUAUGCUGGAGCCUAUCCCAGCUGUUUUUGGGGCGAGAGGCGGGGUACACCUUGGACUGGUCGCCAGCCAAUCACAGGGCACAUAUAGACAAACAACCAUUCACACACACAUUCAUACCUAUGGACAAUUUGGAGUUGCCAAUUAACCUAACAUGCAUGUUUUUGAGAUGCAGACUCAACUGGAGAUGAGUGAUGUGUGGCCAGCAUGCUAACGACUCAUCUGUUGUGUGACCAUAUUAGAAACAACAUCCAAUAAAUUAGGUUGUGGAAAAAGUUAUUGUCCAAAUUCUCCAGGAGUAAAGUCAUAAUUACAAUAAGAAAAUUUACAGGACAGCUGAAUAUUUGUAAAAAUUAAACAGCACAAAUUAAAAUUGACACAAAAUAUUAACAGUAAAAAUGCAUACUUUACAAUAUUGCAAGUUUAUUAUUGUUAAGGAAAAAUAAUGUUUUAGUAGCAAAGAGUUGAAAUAUUAUAUUAUAAUAUACAAUUUAAUUUGUAAUAUGAGAGAGAAAAGAAAAUGAGGUAAUGUUUAGACAGUUUGUUUGGGAUGAAAGUCCAAAUAUUUUGGGAAUAAAUUGCCAAAAGAACUUUUAUUUCAAAAGAAGGUUGACAUAUUGUAAGGGGGAGCCUUUCCACCUACUAUAUUGAAAACCUGAGAUGCAGUUUUUGUGGCCUUUGUAUCCUUUUAUAUGUCAUACGUGGCCCUCAGUGGAAAGGUUUGGACACACUUGCUCUGAAGAAACAUUUGUGAAGGGGAGUUGAGCAUCUUCGCACACCGACGACACUUAAGUGUGAGUACAGCAGUGCACCAACUGCCUUCGUCUUUGUCUUAACUUGAGCUGGAGUCAAAGGUCAGCAACAAGCUACACCUAGAGAAUUUUCAAGACAGAAAAGUGCUGUGUUUUUCCACGUGACUCAGCCUUAACAAAACCUCACACUCCCACUGGCAGCAAGGUGGCGCUCUUCCAGCAGCACCGCUCAAAAGGAGGUGGAAGGAGAGGAGGUGCGAGCGUGGAGAGGGAUGGAAAAAACAAAGUGUCAAAAUGUUCUUUUUCCUUCGUCGAGCUGUUACAUCAUUCCAACAUCGGCCUUUUGUGGAGCGGUGGCACAUACGAGAGCGCGUGAUCACACGUUGUGAGUCAUCUAUCGCGCGCCAUCCUCCUUUUGUUUUCUGUCUUCAGUCUUUAUAACUUCCUGGCUCUGUUGUGUCCGUAUAAGUACUCUGGGAUAGUAGGAAAUGUUCCAAUUGGAGUUUAUGAGGCCAACCUGCCAAACAACAAACAUGGCCGACACGGUUUGUUUUUGUUUGUGCACGUGGGUGUGUGUCUCUCACACACACAAUUUUGUUCCCUGUUUGGAAUGAACAGUUCUGGCCAGAGGUCUGGCAUUUCCAACUUUCUCCUAUAGUGCAGUACUGUAACUGGAGCAAGGAGUAGAGAGGGAAGCAGCUGAUUGUCGCUUUGUUAGGAUUUGGAAGUUUGAUCCAUUAUGGAGUGUCAGUGGCGCUUAUCUCAUUUCUACUUUGGCGCUGAAGUCACAGUCAUUUCAUGCGAUGUGUUGCCCAGCAGCAUUACAUAACACUGCUGAUGUGCACGUGGGCGUGUGUGUGUGUGUAGUGUAUAUUUGAAGAACAGUUGAGCCUUUGUCAGUAUCCCAUGCUGGCUACAGAGAUGAGAAAAACAAACCACAAGCCUUUAUUAUUGUUGUUCUGACCUCUGAGGCUGUCCAAGAUGGCCGCUAAGUGGCCUUUGCGGUGCCUGAAAUGGAAUACUGUGUUCCCUCGCUAUAUCGAGGUUCAUGUUUUUUUAAAUGCAAUUUUGCAUAUUUCUUUCUAAACAGCUGCAUGAAUGUGUUCUGCAUCGUUGUGGUGUAUUACAGCGAUAUAACAGUGCUGUUUUGUCUGCUAUUGUAUUUACUACUACCACUAGAGGGUCUUAUACAUUCAUGCAAGAGUGGGCGAUGUCAUAUCGAUGGUAAUGUUGGUAUCACUAUUGAUUGAUACCGAUGUAAGAUUGAUACUUAAGACUUCAGUUGGUAUCCUGCCCAUGAAAAUCCAUGCUACUUGAACAAAGAAUUUGUCAGAAUUCAUUCAAAUCUUUAAAAAGUAUCGGUUUCGGUAUAAAUAUCGGCGGUACUGGCCCCGUAUUUACUUGGUAUCGGAUCGAUAUCAAAUCUAGCGGUAUCACACACCACUGCCCCUCAACUCUCAGCAGGACACAAGAGUAUAGAGCCACAACAGUCCUGAUUGGCUAAGGGAGAACACGCCCAUUGUGUUGGGCAUUCUGAUUGUAGACCAAUCAAUCUUUGUUCACCACUGCCAUGUGUCCGGUUUGCUUAUGGAGUGCUGCAAAUUUAUCUUUGGUUCAUAGAGGACUACAAGGAGAAGUCAAAUAUUAAAUAUGAGCCAUAUGUUUUAACAAGGAUACAAAAACGCAAUCAAUUUUUCCCGUUAGAAAUAAUGUAAAUCAAAUUCAUGUGUUCCAAAACCCCCAAAAUAUUAACACGUUAUAUUAGUAUUAACAUAUUUUAUAGUUUAGCAAUUAUAGUUUUGCAUUCAGAAAACACUUUUUUAAAUCAUUUUUUAUCAUUCAAAACUGGGGGAUAUUAUUUUAGAAGCCACCAUCCACCAGUACAUGCCUGGACUUUACUUUUCAGAGAGGUUGUUUACCUAACAAAUAUGCACAUUAGCACUCAAUAAGGUCAUCAAAUCUUACCUUUGUGCAUUCCCACAUAGUAUCAGCAUUUGGAAUACAGUAUAGUGGUUGUAGUACUGUGUGGCGUGGGACAAAGUAAGAAAGUGCGUUCAAGUACUGUCAAAUAAAGUGGGGCAAAGCGCCGCUCACAUUAAACAUGCAAAAACUGCGGGAUUUCUAGCUGUGUAUUAUUUUUUCAAUAAAAUAAUGGCCCAUAUUUCCAAAAUUGACAUCCCGUUACAUCGUAGUUGCGUAUCAAAUAAUUUACCACAAAGACCUUUACAUCCCUACACAUUAUUGAUAAUAUCGUCUGCAAUUAAAUGUGAUUAAUCCGGUGUUAACUAUGGCCAGAGAUGCGAUUAAAAGUUCUGACUUUUUCAAACUUGCGCGUCGCCCUGCUUCAAGGUGCAACACCUUUUUUUUCUAGUCCCCCCCCCCCUUCUGUUAUUUGGCCAAGAUGGCGACUAUCGAGCGUGCUAAGUGUCCAUCACUCACCAUUGGAAGGUGUUUUUUGAGUGCAAGGUCUGGACCCUGCCAGUGCACCUCAUUUUGAUGAAAGCUCUUAUGUAGGUGUAAGUAUGCAAGUGCACCAGCUGAGACACGGCACUGGAGUACACAACUAGAAAGUGUAGGGAACAUUAGGAAGCGGCUCGCUGGAGUUUGAUUGGCAGGUGGCAAGGAUGCUUAGCGAGGGAGGAGGUAUGUGGAUGAGGAGGAGAAUGUGAAUGAUGAGCUUGUGGCAGCCAGGGAGGGAGGGGCUGACAUGUGGAGACAGUUGCUAAGGAGACUAAAGUAAGACACAAGGAUGGAGAGGGACAAGAAGGCGGGCCAAAAAUGAACAUCCUGUCAAGGCGCCGUCUUCGCACAUCAUUCCUGACUUUUUCAUCCUUCGUGAGGGGACGCCAUCUUGAAACACUUGUCUUUGGGGAAAGUUCCAUCUUGUAUUUCGUCACACAGUGAUGUUAGGACACAAAUGAGGUCAGUAUGGCGAUAGAACCCAAGCGAGGAGCUGUGACGCAUCCAUGCUUGGUCCUUGAGUACCACAGCAUCAACCUCAUGGAGUCAAGCAAGGAUGCUACGGGAUGUGCUGGUGGAUCCAGCAUGUUCCCUCAGACAGGAAAGAUGAGAGGAGCUUUUCAAAAGGCGCUUUGUCGUCUCUUGGCGUCGUCAUCCACGACGCCCACACUCAAGUCGUUGUUCUUGCUCCGGCCCGCUUUCCCGCCUCACGCGGCAUCACUUUCAUUAACAAGACGACUUUAAUUGAAAGCAUUAACCGAAAUAUUCCACACCCCUCCUGAGGACUGCUCCAUUUUCUCCUUCACAUACACACACAAGUACAGCGAGUGUCUGAUCAAAUCUGUUAAAUGAGAUGGUGAUUAUUAGGAAUGCUGUCCUUGUUGGCUCUUAAAGUGUUUCUUUAAUGAGGUCCUGAAUCUGCUUGUGUGGAAUGAGCUUGUCUAAAGCUGCAAGACUAACAAUUUCACCCCAACCCCUUGUGGUCAACACUUUUAAUAGCCCUUUGAUUUACGCUACAUCAUUUAACAGCCCCGCUAUAGUGGCUCACAUGUCUAAUACCGAUACCAAUACCGACCACAUACAUGCAGUGGAAAUGCUUAACCCCUACUACUAAACCAUCCUGGAGAUGCUGAUGCAGAUUUGCAUUAAUUUGUCUUUCGCAGUAUUUCCUCUAUAGGAUACCACUACGACUAAAUCCCUGCUUUUUGCUAAAAUGGAAAAAAAUCUCUGGAUAAUUGACACACCCAUUAAAAUGUCUAUUUUUGACAAAUGGCUCACUCCUCAC